UCUUUUCUAAACGUGGCGUGGCCCGGCCACGUCCACUCGACUCUCUCGGGCACGCAAUUUGGCUUCACCUUCGCGUGAGAAAGAGAGGGAGAGAGCCUUUGACGGCCCCGUGCUGACCUGCCGCUUGUUAUAAUCCAUCCUUCCUUCCUCUCCCUUCCUUGACCUUCGGCUGCGAGAAGAAGACAUGGCGAAGGAGGAGGCGCCGCACGUGGAGCGGCUGCCGGCGGACCUCCUGGCGCACGUGCUCUCCCUCCUCCCCUCCUUCCACGACCUCGCCAUGGCCGGGGGAGUCAGCCAGCGGUGGCACCAGGCGGUGGGCCGGUCGCUGUCCUCGCGCCGCCGCCUCAGCUUCGCGGGGCAGCGCACCGGCGACGACUUCACCGCCCGCCUCGUCCGCGCCGCCGUCAACCUCCGCGACCUCGACAUUUCACGAAGCUGCUGGGGUUGCCAGAUCACGGACCAAGGCUUGCUCAAGCUCUCCUCCGCCACCUGCGUCCCCAACCUCACCUCCAUCUCGCUCUGGGGACUCGCCAGGAUCACCGACAAGGGCGUUGUUCAUCUGAUUUCAAGAGCCCGUUCUUUACAGCACCUGAACAUUGGUGGCACAUUCAUCACAGAUGAAUCACUCUAUGCAGUUGCAAACAGUUGUGCAAACCUGAAGAGCAUCAUCGUGUGGAGCUGCCGGCACGUGACGGAGGCCGGGCUGGUGGCGGUGGUUCGCCGGUGCCCGGAGCUGGAGUGCAUAAACGUGGGCGGAAUGCGGGUGUCGCCAGAGAGCUUCGCCGGCCUGGUCUCCAUCAGCCCCUCCCUUCGGAUCAGGUCCAUCCCGCAGAUCCUCAACGCCGACGUGCUGCAGGUCUCCUGACUGAUGGAACAACCCAUGCUACUCUUCUGUUCUUGAUUGCCUGAUUGGGCACAAUCCUCUCUGGAGACAUAUACGGGAUUGUGUGUUGUGCAUAUGUUCUUGAUUCUUAUUGUGUUGUGCAUAUGUUGGCUUGUAUACAUGUUACAAAGAAUAACAGGCGUAAAGAUAGACAUAUAUACUCUGCAAAAUGAACCGGACUGUCCAAGAAGCUGGAUGUUGUACAGUUACAUAAUUGCAUAAAGUGCUAUCAAUUUUUUUUUCAAUUA
Brachypodium distachyon (stiff brome) is the source of this 1131-nucleotide messenger RNA. Its product is annotated as F-box protein At5g67140. Gene Ontology annotation, cellular component: SCF ubiquitin ligase complex. Bases 185 to 865 code for a protein of 226 amino acids. The transcript is spliced from 5 exons. Gene Ontology annotation, biological process: SCF-dependent proteasomal ubiquitin-dependent protein catabolic process. Gene Ontology annotation, molecular function: protein binding. NCBI's taxonomy places the organism in Eukaryota, Viridiplantae, Streptophyta, Magnoliopsida, Poales, Poaceae. The record is from RefSeq and is a predicted model, not a curated record.